Molecule: messenger RNA, 1606 nt
Organism: Oncorhynchus mykiss (rainbow trout)
Lineage: Eukaryota; Metazoa; Chordata; Actinopteri; Salmoniformes; Salmonidae
Product: syntaxin-19
Biological process (GO): intracellular protein transport; synaptic vesicle fusion to presynaptic active zone membrane; exocytosis
Cellular component (GO): presynaptic active zone membrane; plasma membrane; synaptic vesicle
Molecular function (GO): SNARE binding; SNAP receptor activity
Source: RefSeq, a predicted model, not a curated record
CAUCAGACCCUGUCCUCCUGAGUGAGGUCCACCAAAAGGCUCUGUCCUUUGGAGAUAACUUCACUACGGGAUAACUUCACUAAGGGGCCUCAACUCACAGGCUUUUGUCAUCCUUCUGCUUGAUCUCCACCGAGAAGUCUCUGACCAUGAAGGACCGCCUGGAGGAGCUGCGUCAGAGGGCCCAGGGUUUUCGGGAGGUGAGCAGAGAGACAGAUGAUACCCCAUUCCCUGAGGAAGAUGCUAACCCAGAUGCCCCAUUGGGGGUUAAGGUCGCCACCCCGCAGCAGGCUGUGGUGUUCGAGCAAGAACCAGUCCUGCACAACUUCCUGUCCGAGGCUCAGCAUAUCCGUGGUGACAUCACUGAGCUGGAAACGGAGGUGAAGAAGUUCAGCCAGCAACAAAGGACCCUGGUGGCAACCAUGCGUCGUUUCAGUGUGAUGAAGAAGGACAGUGAUGUGACGACUGACAUCAAGCUGCAGGCAGAGAGCAUCCACAGACAGCUGGACGACCUCUCCAAGAAGGCACAGAGUUUAGAAGACAUGCAGGGACUGGCUACAGCCACUACACGCAUUCAACCCUCCCAACACGCAGCGCUACUUAGACAAUUCCAACAGGUGAUGUGUCUGUACAACAACUCCAUCCUCAGUAAACAGGAGCAUUGUAAAAACUUCAUCAUCCGCCAGCUGGAGGUGUUUGGUCGUGACGUCACCGAGGAGGGAGUCGAUGAAAUGGUUGCCACAGGGAAGUGGGAGGUGUUUAACCAGAACCUCCUCAACGACGAACGCAUCACACGCGUUCAGCUGUCCGAGAUCGAGCAGAGACACAAGGAGCUACUGAAUCUGGAGAGCAACAUGAAGGAGCUGAGAGAACUGUUCAUGGAUAUCUUUAUGUUGGUGGAGGAGCAAGGAGGCUACAUAGACAACAUCCAGACCAGCGUAGAGAAGACACAGGACUACGUCACCAUCACUAACGAGAAAUUUAAAAUGGCCACCCGGUACAAGAAGAAGAACCCUCUAAGGAGACUGUGCUGCUGUUGCUGCCCCUGGAGGUGCUGCACAUAGAGAAGGGACAAGUCCCCUGAACACUGGAGAUAGCCCUGGAGGUUUUUCAGAUUGGGAAAGGAAGAGCUCUGGUGUGGAGUGUCUACAGGUAUGGGAGGGAAAUCUGUAGGGUGGCAUGGCAGAACAGUGUUCAGAGAAGAUUUAAGCCCAUUACAGUGGUCAGAAAUCAUCCAGGAACAAGAGGAUUGUAAGAGGCUGUGCAGUUGAAGCAGGGUGGGAGUCAGUGUCUCCACUCAUGAGAGACAACUUUAACACAAGACAUAAUGCAGUUUGAAAAUCAGCAAGACUGCUUACACACGUUUUCAAAACUGUCUCCUUUUUUCAAAACUCUACACACAAUUCCCAAAACUGCACACACAAAAUGCAAAAUGCCUCACAUCUUCUUCAAACUGUAACACUGCAUUCAAAAUGCCAUAAACACAUGUCAGAAUGAAGCAUUUGCAUCAAAUGGCAAACAUUGCUUUCAUAAUGGUACAUUUUUGGAUAUUCCAUGUAAACACUGUUGUUCUAAAUCUAAAGCUCUUUGGUCUUUCAUAGGCUUAUAU